AUGAGACUUUUCUCACAUUAUGCGAUCAUCAUCAUUGGGUUGCUGUAUUUUGACCAUGCCUCCGCCCAGGGUGCAUGGGCAAUGACCUGGUCCGAUUCAACAUUUGGAUCCGAUGGCCCUUGGCAUGCUGUCAUUAUCAAAAUGGGGAGCACGGCCACAGAAAUAGCCAUGUAUCCAGGAGCUUCAUGGGCAAGCUACGUCCUUCUUGACACGCUUUGCGACAACAAGACCAUCUCGUCGUACUGCUAUGGAGAUAGCGCUGGCCUUUAUAACCCUCUUACCUCGGACACUUGGGACAAUACAUCCAUCGAUCUCAAACCCCACAACGAGUGGUCAAAUUUGCAAUGGGGAUAUACCGAUGCGGUGUCUCUGAAAGCCUAUGCUUAUCGAGCUCUUGAAUCGAUAGAUGUCGAAGGAGAAGGCACAUCAGAUUCAAAUUUGAUUGCUAUCGAACAAGGGUAUCAGACGUACCCGGGAGGGACUUUAUUUCCCCUGGAUGUGGGGGUCCUUGCACUAGGGUCUCCAGAUAUUAACCAGACGUUCACUGAGACUAGUGGGUCGUCCGUGAAUGGAACCUUUGUCACUAGCUGGCUAUAUAAGCAUGGCGUCACUCCGUCUUAUUCAUAUGGAAUGCAUAUCGGCUCUCCAAAACUCAAGAUUCCUGGGUCUCUGUACCUAGGAGGCUACGAUAAGAACCGGGUGAUUGGGGAUAUAUCUACCCAGCCAACUGACAGCGGGAAGCUGCCAAUAGAACUUCUUGAUAUUAGCAUUGGUGUUGUGCAAGGCGGCUCUGUUUGGGAAUCCUCUAACAUCACAGGCUUGUUAGGGAAGUCUAAUUCCUCCUUAUCGUCUGGAGUGAAUGUUGCAAUCGAUGCAACAAAUCCCUAUAUCUACGUGCCUCAGAGCACAGCUGAUGCUAUCACUGCUAACCUCCCCGUCUCUUAUCAAUCCGACCUCGGUCUUUAUACUUGGGAUACAAGCAAUGAGAAUUACUCUAAAGUUCUCACAUCUCCUAGCUAUUUGGCCUUUACUUUCGUUAAGAGUGGCAUCAAUACGGAAGAAAUCAGCAUAAAGGUUCCUUUCGCUCUUCUAAACCUCACGCUCUCACCCCCCUAG
This is a messenger RNA of Penicillium macrosclerotiorum, 1116 nucleotides long. RefSeq lists its product as uncharacterized. Bases 1 to 1116 code for a protein of 371 amino acids. The transcript has a single exon. The record is from RefSeq and is a predicted model, not a curated record. NCBI's taxonomy places the organism in Eukaryota, Fungi, Ascomycota, Eurotiomycetes, Eurotiales, Aspergillaceae.